UAAGUCUUUUUAGAACAAUAUACAAUGGGCCACCAAAAGUCAAAAUUGACUCCUUCAGAUCUCACAGAAAUUGCCAACAGCACUGAAUUCACUGAAUAUGAAAUUCAGCAUUGGUACAAAUCUUUCAAAAAAGAUUGUCCGUCUGGGAUACUUUCACUAACUGAAUUCAAGAAGCUUUAUGGUGAAUUCUUUCCGUAUGGAGAUGCUUCGUCUUUCGCAGAACACGCUUUCAGGACAUUUGACAAGAACAAAGACGGAACAAUCGAUUUCCGAGAAUUUAUGAUUGCACUUUCGGUGACAUCCAGAGGAAAUUUUGAUGAUAAAUUACAAUGGGCUUUUAAUAUGUACGACCUUGACAAGGACGGCCACGUGACUAAAGCAGAAAUGUUGGAAAUUAUAAGGGCUAUAUACAGGAUGGUCGGAAGUAUUUUGGCGGCGAAUAUGCAAGACGAUCUUACUCCAGAACAAAGAGUGGAUCGAAUAUUCGAAAAAAUGGAUAAGGAUCACGAUGAACAAAUCACAGCAGAAGAAUUUACCGUAGCGGCAAAGGAAGAUCCCAGUCUUGUCAUGCUAUUGCAAAUGGGGCAGCAACAACCCCAGGGAAGUGCUUGAUUGGUCUUCUCCAUCGUUCUUUUUUAAAUAUCGAUUCAUCUUUGAUCAAGCAUGAGCGGAGGUACAAACUGUUUUGGAGCUGAAACAGUGUAAUUUUAUCUGUCAAUUAUUUUUAGACGAAUAAUCGAAAUAUAAAUUGCUUCUUUUUGACUAAACUCACGCAUAAGUUUUAUAUACUAAGCGAGUACCAGACUGACUCUAACAAAUGCUCAUAUGACUCCAUAUUAUAAUGUCCAAGUUUUCGGUCCCUACUUGAUCCUGUGAACCCGAUUUUCCUCCGAAUAUUUGUAUUCUCCCAUUUUCGUUUCGCUUGCUAUUUUACUCUUUGUCUUCUUUCUGAAUAUCUUUCCUGUGUACAGAAAAUGCUUCUGCAAUAUUAUUAUGAUUUGUACUCGUGCAAAAACUGCUAGUUGCAAAUGUGGGAUUUUGCUUGAAAAUAAAAGCAUGUGCUCACGUAAUUCACUGUUUAAAGUUGUCUAGGUUAUGAUUCAUUUGACAAAACAUUGAAAUGACCACGAGUGUCAAAGCAGCUUUAAUUCAAUUGAACGAUUAUUGAAAAAAGUGAUGGCAUAAACGUAGUCAAUGUUUUGUUAGUUAAGCAGAAAAUUCCAUAAGAAAAAAUUCCAUUUCAAAAAAUUAAACAUAGUCAACCCAGGUUGAUACGCGAGUCUAUAGCCACCUAUGCAUUUUCCGUAUUUCCAUUGGUGGAUAAGCAUGCUUAAAUCAAAAAAUACAUUUGCUAGAGUAAGGAUG
This is a messenger RNA of Styela clava, 1365 nucleotides long. Its product is annotated as hippocalcin-like protein 4. Lineage: Eukaryota; Metazoa; Chordata; Ascidiacea; Stolidobranchia; Styelidae. Gene Ontology annotation, molecular function: calcium ion binding. The record is from RefSeq and is a predicted model, not a curated record.